Messenger RNA from Lathyrus oleraceus (garden pea), 846 nucleotides. RefSeq lists its product as uncharacterized. The record is from RefSeq and is a predicted model, not a curated record. NCBI's taxonomy places the organism in Eukaryota, Viridiplantae, Streptophyta, Magnoliopsida, Fabales, Fabaceae. The transcript has 3 exons. The coding region runs from base 1 to 846 and encodes 281 amino acids.
AUGGAAGGGAUUCUUCAGUCUCGAGUUAUUGAUGAGGCUAUUCACUUGAGGAAGUUUGACGUAGAUGCUAAUCUCACUGUCAAAGGAGAUAAGCUGCCUCACCAGUACAACACUCGUGCUAAUCAAAUGAAAAAGAUAGACCAUCAAGAGAAAGAGAAUCGUGAACUCGGCAAAGAGGUGACUACUUUGAGGGAAAAUUAUGAAAGGCUCUCUCCUAUGAUGGAAACUCUAGUGGCUGCUCAGAAUCAACCUACUCCUACUCCUCAGACUCCGCUUCAGAGGAUUGUGAUUUCUGAAAUUGUCUCUAUGCCUGUUUCUAUGGCUCCAGUCAAUGCUUCGCAUCACCACAUGCCUCUUAGCUUUCCUUGGGGUAUGCCCCAUAACUUUGUGCCUGAAGGGUAUCAACUUGAUGUUGAAGUUCCUAUGGAUCAACCAGUUAUAUUUAUACCACCUCUUGUGGUCCAUGAUACUCCUUAUGUUAAAGAACCUAUUUUCCAUGCUGACCAGAGUGAAACUGUUGGUGUCUAUGAAAGGAUGAAUGAGUUUCAAGAUCGGUUUCAAGCUAUGCAAAAAGAGAUUCAGGCUUUGAGGGGAAAAGAAUUGUUUGGGAAGAAUGCUCAUGAUCUACUCUUAGUCCAUAAUGUGAAGAUUCCGCAUAAGUUCAAAGUUCCAGAUUUCGAGAAGUUUAGACUGCUGAAAGCACGAUGCUUUACUCAAGUCCCUGAACACGAACUAGUCGAGAUGGCAGCUGGAGAUCUAGAUUAUUCUAAAAGGAAAAAGUUGGAUACUCAGUAUCUGAGAGAUAUGGCCCAAUUGGCCGAUAGAUUCGACAUAUCGAACGCCUGA